This is a messenger RNA of Truncatella angustata, 1609 nucleotides long. Its product is annotated as GNS1/SUR4 family-domain-containing protein. NCBI's taxonomy places the organism in Eukaryota, Fungi, Ascomycota, Sordariomycetes, Amphisphaeriales, Sporocadaceae. Gene Ontology annotation, molecular function: fatty acid elongase activity. Gene Ontology annotation, biological process: fatty acid elongation, saturated fatty acid; very long-chain fatty acid biosynthetic process; fatty acid elongation, polyunsaturated fatty acid. Gene Ontology annotation, cellular component: endoplasmic reticulum membrane. The transcript has 3 exons. The record is from RefSeq and is a predicted model, not a curated record. The coding region runs from base 307 to 1332 and encodes 341 amino acids.
UUUGAAGAGAGAUACUCCCUCUCUUGGCCCUUGACUUCUUUUCUUACAUUUUCUCUUCAUCAAGCCCGACAGCCUGCAGUCUACUUGGUCGUCGAGGAGACCGUUUCUCUAUUCUCAACGUUGCUUUGCUUCUUCUUGUCACUCCUUCGACACUUCUUCUCCAAUCACACCAACCUGCGCGUGACUUGUGUGCGUCGCGAUUCCGAACGACCCGUCGCGUCAGCCUUUGCGCCGUCCCAUCCUCACAUUCCUCCUCGGACCCAGCUCAACUGAGUUGUAGGACGGCUUAAUUGCCCGAUCGAAACCAUGGCCAGCUUAUCUCAGGCGACUCUGUACGAGUCCGUCCCAAUCCCGACCCUCGACAGGCCAUUUGGCAUCAAGCUAUGGCCCAUUUUCAGCAAGGCCUUCGAGCAGGUUGUGGGCUACCCGGCUGACGAUUUCAAGUUCGUUGCCGGCAAGACUCCCAUGUCGACAUUGAAGGAAGCGGGAAUCUUUGUUAUUAUUUACUACAUUAUAAUCUUUGGAGGGCGGGAGCUGAUGAGAGGCCGUGAGCCCCUGAAGUUGAAGUCACUCUUCCUCAUCCACAACUUCUACCUUACCGCUAUCAGCGCUAUUCUCCUGGUCUUGUUCGCUGAGCAGCUUUUGCCUACUGUUGUCCGAAAGGGCAUCUUCUACGCCAUCUGCGAUCGUGAAGGCGGCUGGACUCAGCCCCUGGUUGUUUUAUACUACCUCAACUACCUGACAAAGUACCUCGAGCUUCUGGACACGGUCUUCUUGGUUCUCAAGAAGAAGCCAUUGACUUUCCUCCACACCUACCACCACGGUGCGACUGCGGUUCUCUGCUACACUCAGCUCAUCGGCAGCACCUCAGUUUCCUGGGUUGUCAUUGGCUUAAACCUGGCUGUCCACGUCCUCAUGUACUGGUACUACUUCCAGAGCGCCCGAGGUGUCCGCAUCGCAUGGAAGGAGUGGGUCACCCGGUUCCAGAUCAUCCAGUUCGUCAUCGAUCUUGGCUUCGUCUACUUCGCCUCGUACACUUACUUUACCUCGACCUACUUCCCCUGGAUGCCCAACUCUGGCAAGUGCGCUGGAGAGGAGUUCGCAGCUUUCUCAGGCGUUGGUGUUCUCACUUCCUACCUCGUCCUCUUCAUCUCCUUCUACUUCGCGACUUACAAGAAGGACGGCAAGCCGCCCAGUGCUCGCAAGUCUCUCCGCCGUAUGUCCCAGGCUCCUGUUCCUGAGCCUCACGUCGUGGCUGCUGCCGUCUCUGGCAGCCAGUCCAAGAACGCCGCCAAGUCCAGCGGCGUCACCACCCGAUCCCGCAAAGCUUAAAUGUCUGAUUGUGAGGAUAUGUGGAAAGCUGUCGCGACUCUGACAAUCAGAUUUGGGGUCAAAGGCGCGUCGCAUUUCGUGGAGGAUUCUCAGUCAACACGACCACUUCUUAAACACUGUAUUAGUGACUUUUGGCAUCUUGACGACCAGGCGUUGGAACGGUUUAUCACGAAUAAACGUCAAAAAUCGGGGCUACGGCGGGGUUUGUUUGUGUAGAUACGUAUACGAAAGAGCGAAUGGACAUUGGGUGGAAUCUAGACACGUGGAUUCAGAUGGG